Anisakis simplex (herring worm) is the source of this 2532-nucleotide messenger RNA. Lineage: Eukaryota; Metazoa; Nematoda; Chromadorea; Rhabditida; Anisakidae. The record is from the annotation of a GenBank genome assembly.
AUGAUUCGAGGACAAUGGUUGGUGCUGAAUGUUGAUAUAAUAGAAGCUCAUUCGAUUGACUCAAAGAUGAAUGGUGGAAGAUUUGACUUUGAUGAUGGUGGUACAUAUUGCGGUGGAUGGGAGGAAGGCAAGGCACAUGGUCAUGGUGUGUGUACCGGUCCACAAGGGAAAGGUGAAUACGCUGGAGCGUGGCAUUAUGGAUUUGAGGUAUCAGGUGUAUACACAUGGCCAUCUGGUAAUACCUAUCAGGGACAGUGGCAAAAUGGUAAACGACACGGUUUGGGUGUAGAACAACGUGGUCGAUGGGUGUAUAAAGGAGAGUGGACACAAGGCUAUAAGGGUCGAUAUGGGCAUCGACAGUCUAUGACCUCGCAAGCCAGGUAUCAGGGUACAUGGUCAGCUGGCUUUCAUGAUGGCUAUGGAACUGAGACAUAUGUUGAUGGAGGUACAUAUCAGGGUCAAUGGCUACGUGGAACGCGACACGGAUAUGGCAUCAGAAAAAGCGCUCCAUAUGGAGUGGCGGCCAAAUUUCGAUCUCGCUCACAUACAAAUGCCUCUUUAACGUCACUAAGGUCUGAAAAUUGCGAUGAACAGGACGAAAAAACCGAAGAAGAAAGGAAAAACUACGAAGAGAGAGAUGAGGGACGCGGCGGUUUCGUGUUGAAAGCGCGCAGUGAAGCACCCUCACGAAGGCGGCGAUCCCUUUCCGAGCGUUCUCUCGCUGUGAAACGAACGAUUCUGUCAGGACUUCGCAUCAAGAAGCAGCAUUCAACUGGCGAUAUUCAUCAACGAGUCACAAGUAUUACGGGAAGUCUGAGGUCGAGUGGAAGCACGAUGAGUUGUACGUCUGAUGAGUCGGAGCAUCGAACCACUAGGGAGCACUUCAUCGUCCCUCAGGAGGAACAUAUCGAUGCGAACACAACAGAAACGUAUAAAGGCGAAUGGAAGAAUGAUAAACGAUGUGGAUUUGGAGUUUGUGAACGUAGUGAUGGACUCAAGUACGAAGGUGAAUGGUUCAAUAAUAGGAAAUGUGGCUAUGGAAUUACCUCUUUCAAAGACGGAACGAGAGAAGAAGGUAAAUAUAAGAAUAAUAUUUUGAUAUGCUCAAACAGGAAAAAAGGAUUGCUGUUCGUGCGUACUUCCAAGAUUAAAGAACGUGUCGAAAACGCUGUUGACGCAGCAAAUCGUGCUGCUACAAUCGCUCAACAAAAAGCAGAUAUUGCGAUCUCACGAACCACAACUGCACGCGAACGAUCUGAACAAGCCGAGUUUGUGGCAACACAGGCGCGUGAAGAUUCAGAUACGGCACGUAUAUGUGCGAAGCAGUUUGCACCAGAUUUUAAACAACCUGGCACUGAAGCGAUCCGAAUGAAUCGUUUACAGCAGAAUCAUGCGAAUCAUGUCUCAUUUGAAUCGAACAUGCCGACCGCUGCCCCAAAAUUGCUCUCGCAAACACAAAUGGUUGUGCAUGAGCCAUCUGGUCAGCCUCAGCAUUACGACGUCAAUAUGGAUGAGAUGAUGGCUGUUAGUUCGGUGCAUCAAACACCUCUUUCAUCAUCAUCAGUACCCUCGUCGAAUAUAACUCCUUUCCAGCAGCAACAGUCAGUAAUGCAUUAUCAACAGCAGCAGCAACAGCAACCGUCCCACCUUUACCAUCAGCAAUUACAACCACAUAUCGCUCAUCAUAUUGUACAUUCAUCUGACUUUAAUGAUAUUAAUAAUCAAUAUAGUAAUGAUUUACAUUUUAUUCAAAAACAACAACAACAACAACAACAAACGAUCCUCGAAAAUAUUGCCCAGCAUUCAUCUGUUGAUCCACCAACUCCUCCGUCACCUCCGCUACCUAUUAAGAAUACCUCUCCGGUGAGUGACAUAUCAAUCAUAAUAAAUCCGACACAGAGUAGCUCAAGGAUGUCGCUCAGUGAUGAUCACUACGAUCAAUAUAUGAUGGCUGCAAAUCCAAGUCAUGCCAAACUUUUGCGUAGGAAUCGACCCUCUUUGACAAGGCAACCAGAUGCUGUGCAAGACAUGGGCCAGGGAGAGAGAGAGUUGUUUCUUGUGGACAAAACGGAGUUGAAAAUUGAUAUAUUUAAGGGUUUGAAUAGGCGUUCAACACUUGCAUCUGCAAGGGAUCGUCGAUUAGAUGAAGUUGUAUCUCGCGACUUGGUGAAUGAAGACGAUAGCCGUGGAUCUUUACCGAAUUUGACUGAACUGGAAAAUACAGGCGUCUAUUUGAGGCGGGAGGAGGCAGCGCGGUUAGCCUCUCAGCAACGACAAGAAAUGCAACGUCUUCUUGAGGAGGAACAAUUGCUGAGGAGCAAUCCACUUCGAUAUUUAUUUCAUCCCGCGUUUAGGGUUAGUUUCUUCUAUGCAUCAAGCGAUCAGAAAAAAUACAGUCUUUCGAUCAGUCAAAUGUUUCAUUUACAGGCAUGGCUGAUUCGAUGGAGGUUGCCAUUGAUGUUGGCUGUUGCAAACGUUUUUCUUUUGUUGCUCUUCUACAAACUGCUCACUUACGAUAAGCGAACGCGUUGA